Messenger RNA from Impatiens glandulifera, 1368 nucleotides. RefSeq names its product increased DNA methylation 1-like. Lineage: Eukaryota; Viridiplantae; Streptophyta; Magnoliopsida; Ericales; Balsaminaceae. The coding region runs from base 1 to 1368 and encodes 455 amino acids. Gene Ontology annotation, molecular function: acyltransferase activity, transferring groups other than amino-acyl groups; transcription corepressor activity. The transcript has 8 exons. The record is from RefSeq and is a predicted model, not a curated record. Gene Ontology annotation, biological process: negative regulation of DNA-templated transcription.
AUGGAUCUAAAUCCAAGAUCUAUGAGUAGUGGGGGUCAAACAAGUGAAACUACAAGAUAUCCUCUUAUAAGAACAAUACUUUCUUGGUUGAUUGAUAACAAAAAGAUUCAAGAGAACACAAUUCUUCGAUAUCUGGAAUGUAACAGUGAUGAAGCUACACUAGAGGGAACAAUUAAAGGUCAUGGCAUCUUAUGCCAUUGUUGCUCUCAAAUAGUAACAUUAGUGGAAUUUCAAGCACACGCUGGUAGUAGAGGCCUAGAUCGACCAUUGGCAAGAAUUUUUGAUGAGCUUGGUAUUUCAUUAAUGGACUACAUGGAUGAAGCUUGGUAUAUAACCCAAAAAGGAAUUAAAUCUCUUGAGCACAAUGAAAUAGAGCGAAGAAACAAAACAGUUGAUGAGUAUGAUGCUGCAUGUGUUAUCUGCGCAAAUGGAGGGGAUUUGCUAGGAUGUGCCAAUUGUGUUUCAACUUAUCACUUAGGUUGUGUUGGUGUAAAGGAUGUUGUAGAAGGAAAUUGGUUAUGCCCCUAUUGCAUUUGCAAAUUUUGUGGGAAGCCUUCUACAUACAAAGAAUGUUUGAUCCCAUGUUCGCAAUGUGAAAAGCGUUAUCAUUGGAAAUGCUUUCAAGAAAGGAGGACUGGAAAGCCUACAUAUUUGAACAUCACAUGUACACCAGUAUGUGAUCACACAUGUAGAAAGGUAUAUCAAGAACUACUGACUAGAGUUGCGAUUCCAAAUGAGCUUGGCGAUGGAUAUUCAAUGACUUUGCUCCAUCGAAUUCACCAAGAGUCUGAAAAAUCUUUUGAUGAGGCAUAUCGCUUUAUUGUUGGUCAUACAAACCUUGCAAUAGCAAAGAGAUUAAUGGAAGAUUGCUUUUAUUCGACUAAUGAUGAUCACAUGACAAGUAUGAACUUGAUCAACCACUUCAUUUUUAAUCAAGAGUCACAUUUCUCUAUAAUUGAUUUUAGAGGAUUUUAUACAGCUGUUUUGGAGAAGGAUGGCAUUAUUAUCUCAGCGGCAUCUCUAAAAGUUCAUGGGAACAAGUUUGCUGAGAUUCCCUUGAUCGCAACAUGUGAAAACUAUCGCAAUCAAGGAAUGUGCAGAAAACUAAUGACCGAAAUUGAAUCGACUCUUAAUCAUCUGAAUGUGGAGAACUUGGUUAUUCUAUCCACCAAAGAAAUGGUUGGUGUGUGGAUGUCAAGAUAUGGAUUUAAGGUGAUUGAGAGUUCAUUAGCAGAGGAUCUAAUGCAUAGAAAUGCAUUGAUGUUCCAUGAUACUGUUAGAUUAUACAAGAGAUUAACACCUAUUCAGACAAUUGAAAGAAAGACAUCGCCAUGUAACUCGGACGAUAUUCUUGAAGAUCUUAAUUAG